Messenger RNA from Lactuca virosa, 1101 nucleotides. NCBI's taxonomy places the organism in Eukaryota, Viridiplantae, Streptophyta, Magnoliopsida, Asterales, Asteraceae. The record is from the annotation of a GenBank genome assembly.
AUGCGUAGCCUCCAUUUGACAGCUCCCCUUCGACAGGUCCCAAUCACUGCAAUCGUCGCUGUAUUUCUUCAGUCGUCGCCGUCUACCUACAGUCGGACGUCUUCCCUCCUUCCGUUUAAGCUUCGUUCGUCUUCUCCGACCAAAAUCGUCAAGACAGCCGAACAAAUCGAUCAUCGUUCUUCACACACAAUAAAACAAUCGUCGAACGAAUCCAAAAUGCUUAAAUCGAUGUUUUCCUGUUGCAAAGUUUACAUAUCCGAGACACGAAACAAAUCUGCUCUGGAAUCAAUUGAACAAGCUGCAAAACUAUUUCCAGGGGCAGCCAUUGUCAAUAAAUUUGAAGAUGAGAAAUACAACAGAGUAGGAUACACACUUGUCUCAAAACACUCUCCAGAUUCAUGUCCCUUAAAGCAUGCUGUUUUCUCAAUGGUGAAAUCGGCUUUUGAAGCCAUUGAUUUUGGGUUGCAUACUGGAACUCAUCCGAGGCUUGGUGUUGUUGAUCAUAUCUGUUUUCAUCCAUUAGCUUCAACAUCACUUGAACAAGUUGCUGGAAUUGCCAAAGCUCUUGCUGUAGAUAUUGGAUCCAUACUUAAAGUCCCAACCUACACAUAUGGAGCUGCUCAUGACACGGAAAGAACCCUCGAUUCCAUCAGAAGGUCCCUCGGCUACUUCAACCCAAACACAACCACGCACCACUGGUCCGGUGGACCACGGUCCAUGGUUCUACCACUCAAACCGGACCAUGGUCCAGCCCACGCGGUUCAAUCCAAAGGCGUGAUCACAAUCGGUGCAACCAAGUGGGUCGAUAACUACAACGUGCCAGUGUUUAGCGCUGACAUGGCAACGGUUCGAAGGAUUGCGAAAAGGGUGAGUCAGAGAGGGGGUGGGCUCACUUCGGUUCAGUCCAUGGCUCUGGUUCAUGGUGAGGUUAUUGAGGUGGCUUGUAAUUUGUUGGACCCGGGUGCGGUUGGUGGUGACAGGGUUCAGGGUGCGGUUGAAAAGGUGGGUUUGGAGGAGGGUGUGGUGGUUGGGAAAGGGUAUUUUACUGAUCUUUCUCAAGAAGAGAUUAUUCAAAGUUACUUGGAUUUGAAUUGUGCUUGA